Molecule: messenger RNA, 3741 nt
Organism: Tinamus guttatus (white-throated tinamou)
Lineage: Eukaryota; Metazoa; Chordata; Aves; Tinamiformes; Tinamidae
Source: RefSeq, a predicted model, not a curated record
AUGGACAAAACCAGCCCCUCACGGGCUCCGCUUGUGUCAGCAGGAGCUGGAAACGGAGUGGCCAAAGCAGGGCUCGCAGAGACCAUCACCCCAGUGGCUGGCAGCAUCGUGGCCGUCUCACCACGUGUCCGGCUGCCCCUCACACCCGCGGGCUCAGCGCGUCCGGCCGCGACACAGGGCAGCUCCGAGGAGGAGCGGGGAUCCCUCCUGGGAGGCACCGCCACAGCACCGGCCAAGCCACCAGCAGCCCUCAGUCCCACCACGGCUCCUGCCUUUGGGAUGCAGAAAGGACCAGCCACAGCACCCAGGGCUUCUGCCCACGCCAUCUCUAGCCAUGGAAAUCCCACGCUUGUGCCUCUGCCUGAGCCCCGGCCCACCCUGGGGCUUAGCACUGUGUCGCUAUACCCAUACGGCAGGGAGGGAAACGACAGUCGAUACGUUGAAAGGAAAGUGGACUUUAAUUCCCCACUGUUCAAACCAGAGAUUGGAUUCCCGUUGGGGAAAGAGCUGCAUGACUGCCUCUACUUUACAGAUGAUGGACAAAUCAUUUUCCCACCUACGGACAACUACGUCCCCUCCAACCCUAAUCCACCUCCCCAUGGGUUUGGUGUCCAGGAGAGUUUGCCAAUGGUGGCUGCAUUUUGGGACGAUGCGGAUUUUUCCCAGGGAGUUGGCACCACGUGGUACCAGGAAUACUCUACCCUUGGAUCUACCCAAAAUGCCCUUGUCCGUGACGUAGAAGCAAAGAUCGAGAGAUACAUGAAAACCUCAUACACAGCCAAAUGGACCCUGAAGGUGACAUGGGAGGAUGCUCCAGCGUACCCAUCCCAGAGGAACGACACAAGGACAAACACGUACCAGGCGGUCCUCACCACGGACGGGAACCAGUCCUUCGCCCUGCUCCUCUACCAGGACCAGGGAAUGCGGUGGGAUUUCACCAAGCUUGCAGCAAGGAACGUGCUCAUCGGCUUUUCCAGUGGCGACGGAUAUGCCGAAAAUAACGAGCUGAUUCAAAAGCCACCAGCAGUUAAAUAUCGGCCUGACCAGUACAGAGGUUACAGCACCGGUCUGCGUGGGUUCUGGAUCUACAAGCUGGACAGUCGUCCCCGGGUGAACUACAGGCUGCACUGCCUCGCGUGGCUGGCGGCACAGCCGGAGCCAUCCAGCUGGAACCAAGGGCUGCUGCCGUGUCCCUGCUCACGGUCACAGGCAGAGCUGGACCCCCGCUACCGGCAGAGCAGAGACCUGGUAGAUGCCUCUGUAACCAUGCUGCGCACGUCGUCCCCGAGCCGGACUGGAGCGGGGGUCCGGUGUCUUUAUCGGAAUGAGAGUUUUCUUGAAGGCUGGCAGGAGAGGACCUGGAGCCUUGCCCUCGAUCCCACCACCGAUGGGGAGCUGGAGGCCUUCGACUGGUGCUGCCAGGGAGAGGGGAAACCCCUGUUGUGCACCAGGUUUGCUGAGAAGAGACCCAGGGCCAGCUGUGAGGGAUACGUGCCGCCCGCCCCCGCCAGUGCCUUUGGGGACCCCCACAUCACCACCCUGGAUGGGCUCACCUACACCUUCAACGGACUCGGUGACUUUGUCCUCCUCAUGGCCAGCGAUGCCCAGACCAGUUUCAUCCUGCAAGGACGCACAGCCCAGACCGGCACAGCCCAGGCCACCAACUUUGUGGCUUUCGCUGCCCAGUACAUCUCCACUAACACCACACUAGUUGAGUGGACCCUGGGAAGACAAGGUGAUAUCCAGCUCCUGUUGAACUACAAGCCCAUCCUGUUUUCCUACUCCAAAGACAUGGACGCCAAGGUACAUUACAGCCCCGGUGUUCUGGUGGUCAAUGGCUCCUCCAUCACAGCUGUCUUCGAUGGGGCCGUUGCCGUCUCUGUCUUGGCCACUUCUGGGAUCCUCAGCGUGGUCUGCAGCCUGCCUGAUCGGUACCUCAACGCCACCAAGGGCCUGCUGGGUGUAUGGAACCACAACUCUGUAGAUGACUUCCAGAUGCUGAAUGGUACCAGCAUCCCCACAAACAGCAGUGAGGAGGAAAUCUUCAGCUAUGGCAUGACCUGGGCUGUUGGAGAGCACAGCCUGUUUGCUGAGCCGCUGGCAGCUCCGGUGACAAACUUCACGCCUGUCUUCUUGUCUCGGCUACGGCAGGAGAACGAAAGCCAGUACGAGCUGGCAGCCUCGCAGUGCCACGGGAGCAGGGAGUGCAUCUAUGAUGCGCUGAGCACUGGAGAUGUGGCCCUGGGCUUGGCCACCCAGAGCCUAGCAGAUGAUUUCCAGCAGAAGAAGACAGCACUAAAUGCUUUUCCUCCCGUCAUCACUGGUGAUGCUUCGCUCACAGCCUACAGAAUGGAAAGGGUGACAAGGCAGUACCAAGUGGAGGGGACAGGUGCACGAUUUAUCCCUCACACCUCUCUGGAGCUCAACAUAACAGAGAACGGCACCCUCACAUGGGAACCCACCAGCUUGGAGUCAGCCUUCACAGUCAGUCUGGAGGUCAUGGGGGCCAACAACGUCUCUGCCAUCCUCCUGCUCAGCUUUAUCCUUUGCAACUGCAGCAGGAGCCACCAGUGUGAUUACAAUGACACCAGCACCAUUGGCAGCUCUUCCUUGCAGCUCGCAGCCUGCAGGUGUGAUGACGGCUACUCAGGUCGCUUCUGCCAGGACCCACUGGACCCCUGCGCGUGGGGCUGCUUCCCCGGUGUGAGGUGCCACCCAGGCACUGGCUGCGGCCCCUGCCCUGCUGGCCUCACCGGCGACGGGACGCACUGCGCAGAUAUCGACGAGUGUGCACAGGGGACAGCAUGUGUGGGGAAUGCCACCUGCACCAACACCGUGGGAAGCUACCUGUGCACCUGCACACCCAGCGAGGCUGUAGGUGCAGCGAUAGGCUGCAUGGCCAUGUGUGGGUCUCGCACCUGCCCCGAGGGCUUCUGCAGCAACGGGGGUCAAUGCCACCUGGACGCGGCCACCUGCACGCCCACCUGCCUGUGCCCCCCUGCCUUCACUGACCGUCACUGCCUGGUGGCAGGCGGUGAUUUUCGGCCCCCGGCUAGCCCAGACCUGCCCCGGCGGAGCGUGUGCCUGCAGGUCCGAACACUGCAAAAUGUCACCGAUGACGAAGUCAACCGAACCGUCACGGCUGUCCUGGCAUCCCUGGAGGUGAAGGCUUUCUGGAGCAACACCAACAUCACCCACACGGAUGGCUUCACAUUCACUGUGGUGUCUGAGUUCGCCUACGACAGCACCGGCACCGUGAUCCACUUCCUGAACGAGGAGCUAAGGGGGGCGAUCACCGGUGCCUUCAACAAGACACCUCAGCGCCAGCGACGGGUAGCAGGAGCACAUGUUGCCUUCGAGCACCUGCACGGGGAUAACAUCACUGACCUGGUGAAGUUGACAGUGUCGGAGCUGAGGCGCUAUUUCCCCUGCGGCCUCCCGGGCUACAAAGGCUACCAGCUGGACUACACAGAGAGCGUUGGCUUCCUCUGCGUGUCCCCUUGCAGCACGGGCUACUGCCGGCACGGAGGCCGCUGCCAGCACCUGCCUGACGGGCCCGUGUGCAGCUGCACCUCCUUCUCCAUCUUCUCCCCCGGUGGCGAGCGGUGUGACCAGCUCGCCGUCAGCCUCGGCGCCUUCCUCGGCAUCUUGCUGGGAGCGCUGGCUCUGCUCGCGCUGCUGCUCACCUCCACCUGCCUGGCAGCGCGGCGCUGCCGCCAGCACAAGGACACCCAGGGGUAA